This is a messenger RNA of Penaeus indicus, 2307 nucleotides long. Its product is annotated as zinc finger protein 64-like. Gene Ontology annotation, molecular function: DNA-binding transcription factor activity, RNA polymerase II-specific; RNA polymerase II cis-regulatory region sequence-specific DNA binding. Gene Ontology annotation, cellular component: PcG protein complex; transcription regulator complex; chromatin. The annotation marks the transcript as partial. NCBI's taxonomy places the organism in Eukaryota, Metazoa, Arthropoda, Malacostraca, Decapoda, Penaeidae. Gene Ontology annotation, biological process: regulation of transcription by RNA polymerase II. The record is from RefSeq and is a predicted model, not a curated record. The transcript has 10 exons.
GUGGUGAUACAUGAUGGAAUUCGCAAAGAAAAGAUAUGUCCAGUGAAAGACUGCUUUUUUAGCACAUCAAGCAACAAGGAUUUGAAUCGCCAUAUUCGCAAACAUACAGGUGAGAAACCCUAUAGAUGUGAUGAGUGUGGCACAUGCUUUUCUCGUGGUGACAAGCUUAAAGUCCAUCGAAGGAUCCACACAAAUUCAAGACCAUAUUUAUGUGACGAACCCGGAUGCCAGUAUAGAGCCAUUGACUCAGGCAGUCUACGGAAACACAAGAGAACACAUACUAACGAACGUCCAUACAGAUGUCAACUAUGCUCUUAUAGUGCUAGGGAUGGAUCUCAGCUAACUGUGCAUCUCAGAACACAUACAGGUGAUACACCCUUUCAAUGUAUGGUUGAGAACUGCUCUGCAGCUUUUAAGACAAGUUCAGAUCUCCGACGCCAUGAGCGCCUUCACACAGGUGUUAAACCAUAUAAGUGCACAGCAUGUGAUUAUGCUUGUGCCAUAAAAUCUAAUUUGACAGUCCACAUGAGACUCAACCACUUUCAGGGAGCAAAGUUCAGCUGCACCAAGUGUGAUUUCCUUGGAAAUAGUCGUAAACAACUAAAGGAACAUGAGAAAACUCAUGCAAAUGUGCUUAUACAGUGUGAACUCUGUGACCAUGUGAGCACUAGUAGCACUGGUCUUCGUCAGCACAUGUUGAUACAUUCCCAGGAGAAGCCCUUCCAAUGUCGCUAUUGUUCAUUUACCUGCAAAACUACAGGCAACUUGCGAUAUCAUGUACGUAACAAGCAUGGAUGUGAUGUCUCCGGACGGAAGAAAGGAAAUGCAGCCGGUGGAAUGACAGGAGGAAGAGGCCGAACAGCCACAGGCGCUGGAGGAGGUGCAGGACGCAGAACGGGUCGACCAUCAUGCUACAGAAGCUUCAAAUGUAGUGAUUGUGGGAGUGGCUUUGUGAGGGAGGACUCUUACAGGUCUCAUAUGCGGCAACAUCAGAAGCAUAAAGUCGCUCAGGCUAUAACUGGGAAGAUGGAACCAGAUGUUUUCAGUGUCGUUGUUCAGGAUGAAAAUUUGUUAGGUGUUGAGCAGUCUACCAGCACAAGAGAUGGAGACACACUUCAACCUGGAAGUAUUGCUCAAAAUUCAGUCCCAGGUAGUGCAUCUACCCAAACUAAUGAUGGCACUGUCAAUGGGUAUAGUUCAUAUGUCAUAACCAUCGAUGGCAUAUCAACAGUGUUUUCAAACCCAGUGCGUAUAGCAGGAAGUACAGUGAGCACAGAGACUGGGGAACAGAUUCCUGGCACAGUAGAAGUCAUCACCGGGGACCUGAUUACUUCUUCAGGACACAAAGGAACAGCAGGACCUCCACCAUAUGACUUGGAUGCAGAAAAUAGAGUGUCAACUUCCCACCAUGGGUAUAAUUUGUCCCAGGAUAACAAGACUGAUAAGAAUCAGGCCAUAUAUAGCAUUGCGCCAGAGGACAAAGGACCCCAAAACCACUCUACAUUUGGCCACUCAGGUGUACAGAGUCAUGGUGGUUCAAGUGCAGAGUACAUCACCCACACAGCCUCACAGCAAGAGCUCCAGCAGGUGGUUCUGGUUCAGCAUCAUCCCCAACCAGGCAUGGAGGGCAAUCUGGAGCACUCUAUACAGGUCCACAAUCUGUCUGGGAAGGCACCAAAAUCAGAGGAAGUUUAGAGGCCAAAUUAAGAUGAUACAUGUUGGUGUUUCACUGCUAAGUGCUUAUGAAAGUCUAAUUAGAUUGAAAAAAAUGGACAUGGAUGCAUACCCUGAUCCAUAAACUCAUAUACAUGCAUUCACAGAUUUCUUUCUGUAUUUCUUUUUCUUUCUCAGUUAUUCAGUUACACACCCAUCAUACUCUUUGCAUCUGGUAUCAUAAUUCCUCAUUAACUCAUAUAUUCAGCAGAACACUACUGUGUACAAAUUCAGACUUACUUGUGUAGUGAAGGGUAAUCAGUUUAUUUUUCUUAUGGAUUUUUAGGAUCUCUGUAAAACAUGCAUAUCAGAGUCAGUCACUGAUGCUUUUCAUUUUACUUAUACACUAGAGAAAAAUGUUUUGUUAGUGAAAAUACUUGUUAUAUUUUGUGAUAUAGCUCUUAAAAGAAAAAAAAUUAUACAUGCAUGCAUCUUUGUCCUUUUUUAUUGAAAAAAAAAAACAAGAUGUAAUUUUCUUACAAAGAAUUUUAUUUAAUUAAUAUUGUACCUAAAGCAGAUCAUGUAUAUUUAAAACAAGUUCCUCAUGCACUAAGAAUUACAUGGUAAUCACUGAAAAUUAAAGGAUAUACUUUA